AUGGGCAUCAACAACAUCAUCAGAUACGAGCACGAACAUGAGCACGACGGACUUGUUCGGCCUCGUUCUUUGGGCGAGAAGCAGGGCGGACUCGUGCAGGAGUUUGAGAUCGAGGAGGAGCUUCCUUCAGCAAUGGGUUCUUCUGUCUCGACUUCGUCUGUGAUCUCCGACCCGAACUCGUCUCCUUUCCAGCUCAACAGAGAUAGCACUGUGCACGACGUUUUGAAGGCCAAUCGGACUGCCAUUGACCGUCUCCAAGCCACAACUCCCAGGGUUUUAGAAAAAUCCGGAUUGGGCCAGUCGCCACACACGUUGUGGGUUGGCUGCUCCGACUCGCGUGUGAACGAGUGCACUGCGCUGGGCUGUGUUCCGGGCGAGAUUUUCACCCUUAGAAACAUCGCCAAUUUGAUCUCGUACCAGGACUUCUCGUCGAUGUCUGCGUUGCAGUUCGCGAUCGACGUUUUGAAGGUGAAACGUAUCAUUGUGUGCGGCCACACUGACUGCGGAGGCGUGUGGGCCUCGUUAUCUAAUAAAAAAAUCGGCGGGGUGCUGGACAAUUGGCUCGCCCCAGUUAGACAGCUGCGUGCGUCGCAUUUGGCCGCACUGAAAAAGAUCGAGGACCCUUUCGACAGAUGCACAAAGUUGAGCGAGCUCAACAUCGCCAAUUCCAUCAGUCAAAUCCGCAAACAUGCCAGCUUUGUGGCUGCCUCCAAGUUCGAGGGACUGGAAAUUAUGGGUUUUAUUUAUGACGUGAAAACCGGCCUUCUCAGAGAGGUCGAGACCGUGAACGAGUUCUCCGACGAUCAGGACUUGGACGACGUUUUCCAUCUCCACGAUGGUGACAACGGUGAAAGAGCGCACUAG
Messenger RNA from Ogataea philodendri, 864 nucleotides. RefSeq lists its product as uncharacterized. NCBI's taxonomy places the organism in Eukaryota, Fungi, Ascomycota, Pichiomycetes, Pichiales, Pichiaceae. Gene Ontology annotation, molecular function: carbonate dehydratase activity; zinc ion binding. Gene Ontology annotation, biological process: cellular response to oxidative stress; carbon utilization; cellular response to carbon dioxide. The record is from RefSeq and is a predicted model, not a curated record. Bases 1 to 864 code for a protein of 287 amino acids. The transcript has a single exon. Gene Ontology annotation, cellular component: cytoplasm.